AUGGCUGUCGAAUCGCAACUGUUUCAGCACCUGAAUUUCCUUAUAGUUGUCACAGAAGCUAGGAAACUCGAAGAAGCUAAAAAGACGGCUCAUCUUCUGCGAUCUCAUGCAUGCAAUCGAUGUGAAAUCUACCAAGACUAUGUCGAAGACGACCUCGCAUGGCAAAAUGACCCGAAACAGCUGUUCGUGAAGACAUAUGGUGCUGAAGAGAUGAUAAACUUGAUCAUUAGUGAAAGCUGUGAUUUCCCAUUCUAUCAUAUUGCAGCAUUUGAUUACAUGAUACCAGUCGUAACUCCGGAGUGGGUUAGCACAUGUCUGUCGACCAAUAGACAUCAUAGAACGGCGGUGUUCUCACCUGACAGACGUCAUAUAUUCAAGGACUAUCAAAUAUAUGUUUCCAGACAUUGCUUUAAACAUUCUGAGUACCUUUUCUAUACUGAGAUUGUAAAUGCGAUGGGUGGCACCUGCAUCGACUUUUUAUCCAAUAGAACAACCCAUCUGAUAACCAAGGACUCCGGUGAUCCUGCUGUAGCGGCAGUUGUCGGGUUCGGUAAGGUUGAUUCUAUCAAAUUCGUGUUUCCUACGUGGCUAGUACAGAGUUUUAAAGAACUCGCACCUGCUAGCACUGAAGAACAUGCUCUAGAUCCAAAGGCUCCACUCGAAGUACUUAUGGAGAGAUCCCAGGAUUUAUGGGGUAUUGUCGAUGACUUAAAGUUCAAGAAGAGGUCGUCUAUUUUUGAAGGUCACAAUUUUAUUAUCGGUUUAGAUGUCUCUCUCGGUAAAGAUUUGUAUGCCACCCUAAUAGAAUUGCUUCAAGCAAAUGGCGGUACAGUGAUACGCCAUGUUGACGAGGAAGAUAUCAAAAGAGGAGCGGCGGACUGCUAUAUUGGGAGUUCAGUAAUGUCAAAAGAAUACGAAACUGCGUCAGAAAUCAACUUAGAGUUAGGAAACUUGAUCUGGAUCUUUUUCAUGUGUACAUUAGAAAGAUUUCAAUCUGCUGGUAGUAAGGUUAUCUUUUCUCCUUUCAAGAAGAAAUUGUUUGAGACAAAUGAACUAAUACUCUCCUAUUCAAACUACUACGGCAGACAAAGGUUCUACAUUCAACGUCUAGCAGAGUUGCUUGGUGGUUACAGUACUGCAGAGCUGUCGCGCAAGAACAGUCACUUGGUAUCGCAGUUCUCAUGGGGUAAGAAAUUCGAAACUGGUCUAAGAUGGGAUAACUGUACAGUCGUAAAUCAUCUUUGGUUAGAGGAAACGUACAGGUCUGGUAUAAAAAGGGAUCCGCAAGAGGCUUUAUUUCAGGAGUAUCCAGUGAGAGGUGGUUUAUACGGGGCACUGGGUCAAAUGUCUGCAGAGAAGGUCUUAUCACCAGUUGUUCAAGAAGGCGACGCUGGGAAUCCAGAAGUAGCCACUGAAGGAUUAAUAACAUCGUUCCUCGAUGCAGGACGGCUGGAAAGAGAAAAGGAUACGCCCGCUGUUGAUCUGUCGAUGGACCGCCAGAGAGAAUCAUCUGAGCAAGUUUUCGAGGAAAUCAACGUUCUAAAUCAGGCUCCUACUCCUGACUUAGAACUUGAUAUCCGAGGUGAUACUCCAAUCAUUGAAUUACCAGACGUCUCACUCGACCAUUCAAUUGCUGAACCCGGGAAGGACGCUAGCAUAAAAGAAGUUGUUGGAUCUCCACAUGACCUCAAUCCCAUGGAACAGGCAAAAGAUGAACCAAUAAAUCAACAUGAGUCGAAAGUUUCUGAGGCUCCGGCUCCAGAGCCUUUGCCUCUCAAAGAAGUUACACUUGAGAGCAAUGAAACUAGAGACCAGGAACUUACAACGGAAAAGGUACGACAGCAGAUAUCGAAUGGAGAUGUCGACUCGCAGGUGGAUAAGCCGCAAAUGCAGGUUAAAUCGAUGAAUGCAGCAAAGGGGAGAGAACACAAUGAGAUAAUAGAAGCACACUCGAACAGUGCUGAACCUCUGAGCCUAACACCACAACCAGUCAACAUUAGUCAGGAACAUGAUCACAUAACUCCUGUCACUCAUAAGACUGGCUCGUCAAGAUCUCAAACACCUCUUCUUUCGCUGACGCCAAGCCAGACACUGUCUUCUAGUGGAGGUAAUAGGCGAGCUGCCAAAGCGAAAGCUGCCCAGAAGUUACAUGAUGAUAUUGAGAUGCUGAAUGAGUAUCAAAGAAGCUCCAAACGGAAAAAGACAGGCUCUCUACUACCGCAAGAAAUUGCACAAUUGGAGAGACGUAAACUACUAGAACAGGAAGCUAAGAGGAUCUUGGAGAGCCUUUUCCGCGAGGAGAGCUCAAGUCAGGCAGAUGAAUCUGUUGCGUUUGGCCGCAAGAAGCAACUUUACCACAUAGAAGCAGUUUGUACAGGAUCACAUGAAACUAUCAAAGAUCUAGACAAGGUCUUGUUGGGACUCUUGGGGAUCAAGAUACAUGAGGAUAUAACGACUUUAAAUUUGAAGAAACUCAACACAGUUAUUGCGCCUAAGAUGAUGAGAACUUCUAAGUUUUUGAAAAGCUUCAGCUUUCAUCCGUUAAAAUAUGCGCUGAGACCAGAUUUUCUGACCGAUUUGCUAAGUCUUAUUCACAGUGGGCAAGUGACAACGAGGCAGGACAUGCUGCUGGAUUUAUCAAACUAUACAAUCUCCGAAGUGAACAUGGAACUUCUAUCAGAGAAGACAUCCUUACCAAAGAAAAUAUUCGAGCGAGCUGGGAUACACAAAGUCAAUCUGGUUAGUGACGUUACAGGAGGAGUGGAAGUUAUCUCCUCGAUCCUGAAGGCACACGGAGUUGACGAGGUCAAAGUUGUUUCUGCGACCCAGAUGGCUAAGCUUGACAUUAAUGAUCUAGCGAUUAACGAAUCGCCGGAGCAUGGCAGAAAGGCUGAAAGUACAGAUUGCUUGAUCAUAAUCACUAAAUCAUCACAAGUGAAGCACUUUAAGAGAAUAGUUAAGGGUAAAUGCAAAACAGCUAUGGCAGUGGAGUGGAACUGGUGUAUCUCGAGCAUAUUUGGAUUGGAUGUGGAUUAUACAGACCAACAAAAUGUCAUUUACCGCCAAGACACGAAGCCUGAUAAGCGAGGAUCCAGUAGAUCCAAGUAA
This is a messenger RNA of Torulaspora delbrueckii, 3108 nucleotides long. RefSeq names its product Rtt107p (gene RTT107). The record is from RefSeq and is a predicted model, not a curated record. Lineage: Eukaryota; Fungi; Ascomycota; Saccharomycetes; Saccharomycetales; Saccharomycetaceae. Gene Ontology annotation, biological process: DNA double-strand break attachment to nuclear envelope; double-strand break repair. Bases 1 to 3108 code for a protein of 1035 amino acids. Gene Ontology annotation, cellular component: nucleus; Cul8-RING ubiquitin ligase complex. The transcript has a single exon.